Molecule: messenger RNA, 3216 nt
Organism: Podarcis lilfordi (Lilford's wall lizard)
Lineage: Eukaryota; Metazoa; Chordata; Lepidosauria; Squamata; Lacertidae
Source: the annotation of a GenBank genome assembly
CAGAGGCUGAGCUGCUGCUGCUACUUACUCCAAGGAGGCCUGAUCUGCCCUGCAACCCGGUGGUCUCUCAGCUGCCAGACUUCAGAACUUGCCUCCUCAUACAAAAGGGGUAUCAAUGGGGCAGAGCUUCUUUCCUGAUAAUCGGGGCCUACGUGUGGCUCAGGUCUGCCUGCUUGCGUUCUGUAUUUUGCUUUGCCUCAAGCCUGGAGGUAAGAAACCCCCUAACUCCUUUUUGAACUCUGUCACAUGUUAGCUGUGUGCGUCGGUGGAGAUUCAGCAGGGACAAUUUCUGAAAGGCAAACGUAGUCCCUGCACUCAGAAUGUUUGGGCAGCUGCUGGGGCUACAUCAGAAUCCAGUUCUGCUGAGAGCAGUAUGCCCUCUUUUUCUUUUUAAAUUUGUUGUACAUUGUCAGGGAGAGGAGCACAACCCACCACCAUCUUUUUGAUCUCCUCAGUGCCUUCUUGAGAUAGUCAUUCCCAAAAGCAGAGGUUCCCUGGCUUUUUGGGUCCACGGCUCCCUUGACCAACUACAUUCUUUCUUGGCUCCCCUGUGAGGAAAUGGGCUCCAAGCCUCAGGAGCCUAGUUAUGCCACCCCUUGGCUGCAGAGCCCACAGCCCUUCACCCCUUUUUGAAGACGCUCCCUUGUGGAGUGUUCCUGCAGCCUCCUCUCUUCUCCCCUCUCCUUGUGAGUCCUCCGGGCAGCCGCCCCCCAUCACUGGGCCACCCCUAUCGCAAAGAGCGUUGCUUCCUCACUUGUCUGUCCAUUCCCAACAGAAAGGAUUAGUGGACUGGCUGGCUGGGCUCCCUCAGACACUUGCUUGCUUACUCUGAGGCCACCUCAGCUCCUGUCAACCAGCACCCCAUGGUCAGCCCCAGAGGCACCAUAUGCCUUGGGAGCUUGUAGCCAGGGCUGCUACAACAUAUAGCCUUUGGGAGGCAGAGAUUCAAGAGGGCAUCAGAAGAGGGAGGGAAGGAAAGAGGGAUGGAGGCUAGUGUUGCCCACAGCUCGCCCCCCAACCAUCAUUCAAGGCACCCCAAAGGUGCCAUGACACACUGGUUGAAAACCACUGAACUAGAGUGACUCCACAUUGGAGGGAGUUUUGGUGUCAGACUCUUUCAGCAGCUGGAUGGAUGUCACUUUGGGGUGGGAGAGCAAAGAUGCCUCCUACCAUGGGCCCCUAAGAGAAGUGUUAGAGCCCGUGUCUUCCAUGAAGAAAACCCCAGGUUACCCCCCCCCCACCAGGCAUCUUGAGACUCUGGGGACAAAACUGUGGGAAAUGGAGAGAGCUUGACUUGGUGUUAGAGAGCUCCCUAUGUUUGAGGAGGUGAGUCAUUCUGUCCUCUCAUGAUAUAAGAAUUUUUUUCAUUUGUGUGUGAAGAUAUAGGCUUGUAUCCAAUGUAUCUUAAUCAAUAUUAUUAAGAGGGGAGGGCCUGGGGUUUCACCAGCACUAUGCUUUGCAGUGCAGCAGCUUCCCAUUAGGAAAGAAAACCGUUAAAAAGGGGGGGUGGUAGGAUUAGCAGGGCCUGUGUGCAAGACCCAAGAUUUGCAGCCCUUGGCCCAUCCCUUAACAAAGCCCCUGAUUGAAUGAGCUUUACAGUAAGGACAGUGUUUGCACGGAUAAAUGUCUGUCUUUUGCAGUGGAUGCUAUCGAAUGCAGAUCAUGCAUUUCAAAUAAUCCGGACGAACCAUGUGAACCGAGUGAUAGGAAGUGUACCGGAGUCAUUUGUGUAUUGGGAGAAAUAUUUUCAGGUAAUGAGUCUGUCCCAGCUAUAGUCCUCCUUUGUGUAUGCUGGACUAGGAUGACUGGAAGUAGAGGAGGGUCACGGACUCCUGACUUUUCAGUGGUGGUAAGCGCUCAAGAGGAGCCCCGUUGGAUCAGACCAGAAGAUCCGUCAAAGAUGUGGAGUAAACUUUGUCCUUUUAAAUGUAUUCUCUUUUGCUAUGGGAAAAUUCAGUCACAUUCUCUCCAUACUUGUUAUUAACACAAAUACUUCUCUUUCUCUCUCCAAAAGAAAAUGGAGACAAGGUUCAAUACUUCAAAGAAUGUGGCAGUGAAGAAUCAAAGGAGCUUUGUGGAAAGGAAUACACAUUGGAAAAAAGAGAGAAAAUAACAUGCUGCGAAACUGACUUAUGUAAUGCAUGAUUUUCCUAUUGUUUUCCUAGAUUGUUCCAAUCUGUCCAGCACCCUCAUGCCACCACAAUUCAAAUAACAGACAAAAGCCCUCUGCAGACUUUCUGAUGCAGACCUACUGGGGGGAGCCAAACCCACAGUCUCCACCCCAAUCAUCCUCACCUCCCUCCACAAAUUGGAGCCUGGCUGUGUGAUGUGGGCAGUCUUCUGUAUUUGUGGAGGGUUCCCACCAGUGCUUUUCUUCAGCAUGCCAGAGUGCAGUUCCAGCACCUCUCAGGUGGGCGCCAUUUUGGUCCCACUUCUUCCCUUCAUGUACCCAAAACAAAGCCCAAAGCAAACAUUUCAAGUCAAAACAGAAGCUGGUCAGUGUGUGAGAGUCCACACCGCUUUUUUCUUGUUUACAUCUAUGACUCCACCUAGCUCUUAGCUGUAAUUGGUCAACCUAUGGGGUGAGGCCAAUUCGUAUUUCCUUUGCUUCAACCCAUUUCCCAUGUAGACAGGCUUGAAGCUUUCCAGUCAGGCCUCUACUGUUGCAUGUGUGUGCCUUUGUGCAACAGCCCUUCCAAGCUGCCCUAGCCAUCACCUAAGUCUAAGAGGAGGUGAGGAUGCAUUUAAUUGACUUGCACCAGAACCAGGGGCACUAGCAUCUAUUCAGGGCUGCCCCAAGUCGCCCAGCAACUUGCUGUAACAACUUCUUGGUGAGUUCCGGCAUCUGUUUUCAGCACUGGUUCCCACACAUUUUUGACAGUGAUUUCCCAGAGUCCAAAAUGCAUGGGGAGCCUCCAUGAGGACAGGAGAUUUCUCCCCCUUGCUUGGCAUCAGAACAACUGGCUAAGCAUUGUUGUGAAUCAAAUGCUCAUCAGUUCAACUGCUUUGCUCCUCCUCUGUGCACUCGUGUGUGUGUCUUCAUUUAUGUAUGCUUUCAUUGUUUUAUUAUUAGGAAAAUAAUGUCCCCUAAGUGCAUAAUUGUCUGGGGGACUGGGGUGGGUUGUGGCGUACUGUGAUUAUUAAUAUUACACAUAUGGAAGCAAUAGGAUGAAUAAAAUCUGACUCUUCUGGAAAUAAAAAGUGUCCAGUCUAAAA